Messenger RNA from Acaulospora morrowiae, 468 nucleotides. The record is from the annotation of a GenBank genome assembly. NCBI's taxonomy places the organism in Eukaryota, Fungi, Glomeromycota, Glomeromycetes, Diversisporales, Acaulosporaceae.
AUGUCACAAAAUGCGAAUUAUAAGAAAUAUUAUCAAACCGCCUUAAAAAAAUUCACCAAACUUUCCAAUUCUACAUCAACUUCACAUAAAUCUGAUCAUAAAACCAAUAAGAAAAAAAUUGCUCCCGUAAUCGAAGAACUUAUUUCAAAUUAUUCAUUUUCAUCACCUUCCUUGUCGUCUUCAUCUUUCUUGACUCCGCCGUCUCAAACUUUUCAAAAAAAGAAAUUCGAUUCGAUUCAAUCGAAUUCUUCGAAUAACGAAAUCGAUUGGCCUGAUGAAAACGAUGGAUGGGUGUACAUUAAGAAUUUGGAUGAUGAUGAAUUUGAUCACGAAACAUUAAAUGAGAUUCCUCAGAGAACCUGUAUAUUUUCCCAAGCUAUCGCGAAAAUUCCGAUAGUUGCGUUCAAACCAUCUAAUGUCACUUCAACCUCUGUAUCAAGCAGAUUAUAUAUUAUGGUUGACUUAUAA